Molecule: messenger RNA, 864 nt
Organism: Ylistrum balloti
Lineage: Eukaryota; Metazoa; Mollusca; Bivalvia; Pectinida; Pectinidae
Product: tetraspanin-18-like
Exons: 7
Coding region: 1-864 (287 amino acids)
Cellular component (GO): membrane
Source: RefSeq, a predicted model, not a curated record
AUGGGGUGUGCCAAGUGCUAUCUGAUUGGAUUUAACACCAUAUUUCUGUUGUUUGGUGGAGGAUGUCUGGCUGGAGGGAUCUACAUCCUGAUGGACAAGAGUGAGAUCCUGGUACUGACCAGGAGUGCCACCAGUUCCCUCAAUGUUGAUGACGUCGUGACACCAUCACUGAUAGAAACGGCCGCUUAUGUCUUCAUAGGGCUGGGUGGCUUCGUCUUUAUAACGUCGUUGAUGGGCUUCUGUGGAGCAUGCUGCGAGAACAACAAGUGUCUGAUAAUAUAUAUUGUUAUUGUAGGUACCAUUCUGUUAGCACAAGGUACAGCGGUGGUUCUGUCAGUUAUCUACAAGGACCAGUUUGAGACGUAUGCCCGUGAUAACCUUAAGGCGUUACAACAGACCCGCUACAAAGGUCCAUACGAUACGUCCGAUAUUGUCAGUCUCGCCUUUGACAUCGCCCAUAUCUAUUUUCAAUGCUGCGGCGUUGACAAUGGGACGGAAUACGCCUCCAUUUCAAACUGGAACACGACUUACGCUUACGACGCAGGUGGCGGAAGUUACGUGGUGGGCGUGGCCACAAUACCUGCAACUUGCUGCGAGUUCUCUAACAUGGCUCUCUUCCCAAGUGAUAUUACAGGAUUCCUCAACUCUAUGACCAAUAACACGUGUCCCAUUACACAAUCGAGUUCAUAUUCGUCAAAGGGUUGUUAUGAGGCUAUCAAGGACCGUUUUAGCCAGUACUUCAAUAUUGUCAUAGGUGUAGGUGCCGGAAUCGCGGGGAUGGAGCUUUUGGGUGUCAUUGCCGCGUGCUGCUUGAUAAAGAAGGAAAAGGACGAGAAAGACCAGAAUGAUGAAAAGGACGAUUAA